ACCCACUUUCCACAAUGAACGACGAACAAAUCCGCCACCAGAACUCGGACUUGGGCAAGUCGCCUGUCCGCGGUAGCAACAGCGACCACGACCCUCUCGUCAAGGUCCAGCCUCCUCGCCGUGAGGACUUGCAGCCUUCCUACGCCUCUGUUAUCAAGCCCGACACCGAAGACGACUCCCAACAUGGAUGGUACGGAGGCAUGAUCAACGCCCUUGGUUCCAUCAUUGGUAACCUUGGAGCUGUUCCUUGCUGUGUCAUCUGCCCCAACCCCUACAGACCUGUCUCGCAGGGUAACGUCGGUCUCGUCACCAAAUUCGGUCGUUUUGCUCGUGCUGUCGACCCUGGUCUCGUCAAGAUCAACCCUCUCUCUGAGCAGCUGAUUCAGAUCGACGUCAAGAUUCAGAUUGUUGAGGUCCCUCAGCAAAUUUGUAUGACCAAGGACAACGUCAACUUGCACCUCACCUCCGUCCUCUACUACCGUGUUACCUCACCUCACAAGGCCGCCUUCGGUAUCUCUAACAUCCGCCAAGCGCUUAUUGAGCGUACUCAGACCACUCUUCGCCAUGUCAUUGGUGCCCGCGUUCUGCAAGAUGUGAUUGAGCGUCGUGAGGAGAUUGCCCAGAGCAUCCGCGAGAUUAUUGAGGAUACCGCUUCGGGCUGGGGUGUCGAGGUCGAGUCUAUGUUGAUCAAGGACAUCAUCUUCAGCCAGGAUCUGCAAGAGUCGCUGUCUAUGGCCGCCCAGAGCAAGCGUACCGGUGAAGCCAAGGUCAUCGCCGCCAGAGCAGAGGUUGAAUCCGCCAAGCUCAUGCGCCAGGCCGCCGACAUCCUUUCUUCUGCACCCGCCAUGCAGAUCAGAUACCUCGACGCUAUGCAGCAGAUGGCCAAGUCCGCAAACAGCAAGGUCAUCUUCCUGCCUGCUCCUAACCAGACCGUUCAGCACCAAAUGCAGAUGGCAGACUCCGUUGGAGAAGGCCCUUCUUCUUACCAGGCUAUCGGACAGGGACAAGCACACACCAACAACGACUUCGGUUCCGGCACUGAGGGCUUCCAGAACGCCAUCAACAGCCGCGUAGUCGAGAACAUGUAGAAUGAUCCGCCAUCACCCAGAAUACUGCGUCUCAGCACCCAGACAGAAACCACAGCCGUGUCACCCGGUCCAUCAAUAGGAUAUGGGGGACCUAUGGAUCAGUGGAGUCCCGUCUGAUAAGAGUAUACCGAUCUGCCGAAGGACGAUGCGUUUAUGAUGUUUUAUCGAUACCCCUUUUUUUGUUUUUACCAGUCACGAUGAUGAUGACAGCUGUCGCUUCUAUACCC
Messenger RNA from Aureobasidium pullulans EXF-150, 1315 nucleotides. Its product is annotated as stomatin family protein-like protein. The transcript has 2 exons. Gene Ontology annotation, cellular component: plasma membrane. The record is from RefSeq and is a predicted model, not a curated record. NCBI's taxonomy places the organism in Eukaryota, Fungi, Ascomycota, Dothideomycetes, Dothideales, Saccotheciaceae. The coding region runs from base 15 to 1088 and encodes 357 amino acids.